UUAACAGUUUAGUUAAGAAUAAGUCAACUUAAAGUGUGAAGGCUUUCUUUUUAGUAAUUUUACGGAAGGAUAAAGUAAUUAUCUCUGGACAGUGGUUAUUUCAAACACGGCUGCCGGAGUUCUAGACGACGAAAGACGUCGUAAUGGGCGCUGCUUCAAUAUAGAACUUGAAACUAUUUUUACAGGGGUCGUGGGAUAAACAUGCCGACGACGCAAUCGACUAGAAAGUCGGUUAUGGAAGCCAUCGACCAUACGUUUUUACGACACCGUGUUUAUACACACGCAUUGACACCACUGGCUAAGCGUUUCUCACCAAAUCAAAAUCUAACGUCACUAGAAAAUAAUUUAUGCUAAACCUAACUUCAAAAGACCUUUCAAGCUAAGUACUGUACCUGUUUUAACCAUUUACCGUCCUGUAAAACAACCGUUGUUAAAAGGAUGUUUUGUGUUUUAACAGUUUAGAAAACUAAUUGUUUUGACACAGUUCAACCGUUUAAAACUAUCAGCAUUCUGGGUAGACUUUAGGAUCUCAGAAAAAUAAACAAUUCCACAGGAAUCUUUCGUUGAAAACAGUGCACUAUUAACAAGGACCAUUUCUGUUUUGGAAUGUUACAGUUCUAACUAGGAUUUCGCUCGAUCAAAUAAUUGUUUUAACAGGGACAUUUCAUGUUUUAAACAUAACUGCUGUACCUAAGACGAUUGUUGAUUUUUUUUUAAAGUUAGAUUUGAACAAGAACCCAUUGUGCUUAAUACUGUAUUAAAAUAGUGUUUUGUGCUUAAAACAUGUGAUGUUGAUGCAGAGUAUGUAGAUGAUGUCUUUUAACAUAUCGCCAUCAACUGAGGAGCCUGACAAAGAGGACAUUAAUCUCUUACGCACCCCUGUGCUGAUUCCUGUGGUGAUCAUCAUCCCGAUUCUCAUACUGACGACAGUGACAGGCAACCUCCUCGUCAUCAUCUCCUACCUGAGAGACAAGUCUCUGCAGACGAUCUACAACAUCUACAUCUUCAACCUCGCCAUCGCUGACAUGCUCAUUGGUUUUAACAGCAUGAGUUUGUACACCGCAUACACCAUCACAGGGUUUUAUUGGCCCCUGGGUCGGGCCAUGUGCAAGAUAUUUCUGUGCGUGGACUACACUCUCUGUCUGGAGACCGUCUUUCUGAUGAUCAUUCUCAGUCUGGAUCGCCUGAUCCUCAUCACAACUGGUGUUGACUACAACCAACGCGAGACUAGGAAAGUGGCGUACAUCAAGGUCACGGUCAGUUGGAUCUUUGCCUUUUCUCUUUACGGUCCUGCGAUCAUCGGCUGGAAUUACUGGGUAGGGAAAUCGGUCGUUGCAGAUGGCGAGUGUUUCGUCGAAUUUUACAAGAAUUUUGAAUACACACUAGCAACAGCUACCGUGGAAUUUGUUAUUCCCUUUGUGUCAAUCAUAGUGUUAAACACAUUAAUCUAUUUGAAAAUUCGAAAACGCAGCAUAUUAUCAGAUCGGCGAAAAUCGUCAACUCUCACAUCUGCUACAGACGUCCUUACCGGGGUAAUUUUGACCAGUGGUGACUGGAACAAUCCAGAUAGACCAACAGUGAACGGGAUCAAUCCAUAUUGCAUGCGUGUGAACAAUACAAGUAGUGUUGAUAGUAGUGGGAACAAUCCAGAUAGCGAUAGUGAGAACAAUCCACAUAGAACUGACGGCACCAUUCCUGGUAAUAUUGGUGGGAACAAUCCACAUAGAACUGACGUGAUCAUUCCAGGUAAUAUUGGUGGGGACAAUCCACAUAGAACUGACGGGAUCAUUUCUGGUAAUAUUGGUGGGGACAAUCCACAUAGAACUGACGGGACCAUUCCUGGUAAUAUUAGUGAGAACAAUCCACAUAGAACUGACGAGAUCAUUCCAGGUAAUAUUGGUGGGGACAAUCCACAUAGAACUGACGGGAUCAUUCCUGGUAAUAUUGGUGGGAACAAUCCACAGAGAACUGACGGGAUCAUUCCGACUAGUGUUGAUGCUGGAAAUUCAGAUUGUUUUGAUGGGACUAGUUUAGUUAGUGCUGAUACUAACAAUUCAAAUAGUGUUGAUGGGAGGAGCAGGUUCAUUAGUCUUAGGAGACAAAAUCACGAGAGAAAAGCGGCCAAGACUUUGUUGCUUUUGGUGACGGUGUUUGUUGUCAGUUGGACUCCUUACACAGUGGCCACCAUUGUGAUAACCCUCUGCGAUGCAUGCGUCGUCAGCUAUGCGUAUGUGUUUUUUGUCUGGCUGCUGUGGACAAAGUCAUGCGUCAAUCCGUUUUUGUACGCAUAUACAUCUGGUACAUUUCGUAAAAACUUCAAACAUUUGUUGUUGUGUCAUAGAAAGAAGUCAUGAGAACCGAACAUUUUAAUUGUUUAUACGCACCUAUGUACAUAUGGAAGUAUACUAAUAGUUCUAUUACAGUUAAAGAUCAUUUGUUUUAUUUAGGAAUAAUUUUUCGAUAUAACAGUAAGUUUAGUUUUUUCCAAAAACAUUUUGCAGAUCAAGGCCGUAAAGCAUUCUGGGAAGUAAAUUUUAAAUGUUUCUUUGCCUUUUUUUUUUUUUUUUUUUUUUUUUUACACAUUCACGGACGGA
This is a messenger RNA of Gigantopelta aegis, 2594 nucleotides long. Its product is annotated as muscarinic acetylcholine receptor M2-like. Gene Ontology annotation, cellular component: plasma membrane. The transcript is spliced from 2 exons. Lineage: Eukaryota; Metazoa; Mollusca; Gastropoda; Neomphalida; Peltospiridae. The record is from RefSeq and is a predicted model, not a curated record. The coding region runs from base 810 to 2354 and encodes 514 amino acids. Gene Ontology annotation, molecular function: G protein-coupled acetylcholine receptor activity. Gene Ontology annotation, biological process: adenylate cyclase-activating adrenergic receptor signaling pathway.